UAUCCGAUUGCUAUAUUAUUUUUCGAUUAUUUGUCGCGUUUGGGUGUGUACAAAAUUGUCGCGCGUUGCAUUGUUUGGCUUCUGAAAGUGAGUAAGUGUGAACUCCAUUUUCUGAACGUGUCCCUACUGGGAGAAAACAAAUAAGAUAAGAGUAUCAAAUAUGAACUACGCCAACAGUAAGAUUGACUAAUAUUAGUCAAUGUAGCGCCAAUCUUGGACUAUCACAUUCCGUUCUGUCAAUAUGCAGCAGUAUAAGACUCGGCAAGACGCUACUGGCCCCUUAUUUCAGAAUCAGAGUAACGGACACGGUGAGAACUCGCCUAAUAAUUCCCACAUGCCGUUGCUCGAAGACGAAAAGAUACAUCAUAAGAGUACCACUACACAGCAGGUUACAACAGUAACAAAAGUGGUGCGCGAGGUAAAGCAUCUUCCGAAUGCUACCAGUCUUGAUUACGUCUCCAUGCCAUUAGACGUGCAAUCUCUCGGUGACACAGAUGAACCUUCUGUGGAUUAUGUAACGAUGCCGUUAGGAUUAUUUCCGCGUACACAAUACGUUAAGUAUAAUCACAUGGAACAGCCACACCAUAUCUACGUACAUGGAUGUCCGCCGACGGAGACUUACCACGCCCAUUAUGGAGAUUACGAUACUUUUGCACCUCAAUAUGCCAAUACUGGAUUUGCAGAUGGCACGGACGCAUCAUCACGCACACCACCAAGCCCUAGUGAUCAAUCGGCAUCACCAACGGUAGCGCAGCCAGUUAUCGACGGAGCCACUGGUGGAUAUUUACAACCACCCUAUGAUGAUAUGACUGAAUACCAGCAAGAAUAUCAUCUUACGCCGUCACCACGAGUUCUGGAACGCUACAGUGAAGAUGCGACCCAGUUGGCAUAUGGUUAUAUUGCUGCUGCACCCUAUGGUGGUGAAGAGCAACUUCAACAACACCUGCAAGCCCUUCAAGUAGCACCUCCAGCUGAUGAAGAGCAUCAUGUGCGGUGGCGAGAUCCAAACCUUACGGAAGUUAUAGGUUUUCUUGGCAACCAAUCAGCCGUGGUGAAGGCUAAUGCAGCUGCUUACCUUCAACACCUUUGUUAUAUGGACGACCCUAAUAAGCAGCGCACUCGAACGUUAGGCGGAAUUCCGCCCCUCGUGACACUAUUAGAGCAUGAAAAUGGAGACGUGUACAGGAAUGCUUGCGGUGCGUUACGUAACUUGUCGUAUGGAAGACAAAAUGAUGAAAAUAAGCGCUCAAUAAAAGCAGCGGGUGGUAUUACAGCGCUCAUAUCUCUGCUUCGGCGUACAACGGAGAGCGAAGUGAAAGAAUUGGUUACAGGCGUAAUCUGGAACAUGUCGUCCUGUGAGGAUUUGAAGCGGGCUAUCAUUGAUGAUGGUGUAUACGUAAUUGUAUCCUUCGUUAUCAUUCCCCAUAGCGGUUGGGACACCGUGAGCCCUGGAGAGACCUGCUGGAGUACAGUAUUUCGUAACGCUUCUGGUGUUUUACGUAAUGUGAGCAGUGCCGGAGAAUAUGCACGAACACGCCUGCGUGAAUGUGAAGGUCUAGUAGAUUCUCUACUGUACGUUAUUCGCACAGCCAUUGAUAAAUCAAACAUUGGUAACAAAAUUGUGGAGAAUUGCGUGUGUAUUUUACGGAAUCUCUCUUAUCGUUGUCAGGAAGUGGAAGACCCCAAUUAUGAUCAUCAUCCACUGCCACCGAUUGGAGGCGUUCGUAGCGGUACUCGUAAUACAGACGCUAAUUUGGGGUGUUUUGGUGCAUCACGCAAAAAGAAAGACACUACCCUUGAAAAAGGACUCGUAACAGUUCCAACACGUCAGUUGCGUGGUGAUACGAAAGGCUAUGAAUUGCUUUGGCAGCCUGACGUAGUGCAAUCCUACCUCACGCUGUUACAGAGUUGCUCCAAUCCAGAAACCUUGGAAGCGGCUGCUGGAGCACUACAAAAUCUCGCCGCGUGUUACUGGCAACCAAGCAUCGAGAUCAGAGCGGCCGUACGUAAAGAGAAAGGUCUACCUAUCUUGGUAGAGCUGCUUAGAAUGGAGGUGGACCGUGUAGUAUGCGCUGUGGCCACAGCGCUACGCAAUCUGGCCAUAGACCAGCGCAAUAAAGAAUUAAUCGGCAAGUAUGCUAUGCGUGAUCUGGUACAGAAGUUGCCGUCCGGCAAUCCGCAACACGAUCAAGGUACAUCUGACGACACCAUCGCUGCAGUCUUGGCCACACUUAACGAGGUAAUCAAAAAGAAUGCCGAGUUCAGCCGGUCUUUGCUGGAUGCAGGUGGGGUGGAACGGUUGAUGAGCAUUACGCGACAACGUCAAAAGUACACUCCACGUGUAACAAAGUUUACAGGGCAGGUACUCUUCACUAUGUGGCAACAUCAAGAGCUACGUGACGUUUAUAAGAAACACGGCUGGCGAGAGCAGGAUUUUGUUACAAAAGCGGUAGCAGCGCGGAACGCGACACCCAACAGUCCCAAUAACGCAAAUAGUACUUUAAAUAGACCCAUGGCAUCACAAAGUGGAACACGCUACGAAGAUCGUACUAUAAAACGCACAGCGCCCCGUAACAAUGGAGCCCCUUCACGACCAGUCUACCAAUGCCCAUAGCCCCGAAAUCAUUUCUAAAUUAUAGUGGUUUGAACGCAAUAUUUAUAUACAUACGUCACUACUUAUUAAAGUUAAUGUAAUAGUAUAA
Messenger RNA from Phlebotomus argentipes, 2702 nucleotides. RefSeq names its product catenin delta-2 (gene p120ctn). The record is from RefSeq and is a predicted model, not a curated record. Lineage: Eukaryota; Metazoa; Arthropoda; Insecta; Diptera; Psychodidae. Gene Ontology annotation, cellular component: adherens junction; plasma membrane; cytoplasm. Bases 242 to 2614 code for a protein of 790 amino acids. Gene Ontology annotation, biological process: cell-cell junction assembly; cell-cell adhesion. The transcript has 7 exons. Gene Ontology annotation, molecular function: cadherin binding.